CUAAGUUUCCAAUUUUGACUUUUACCUUCAAACACACUAACUUCCUCAUUAAUUUUUUCAUAGUAUUAGUCAACCAGACUGGUCAUUACUGAACAGCACUCGGCUGCUCUUAUCCUUUUUCCCUGAGAUUGAAAGAAAAGCGAAGGACCAUGAAUGAAGUGAGUCAUCAAAGGAUAAAAACAAAUGGGAUAUGGCUGCACGUAGCGGAGCAAGGGACAGGACCACUAGUUUUAUUGCUUCAUGGCUUCCCAGAAAUAUGGUAUUCAUGGCGCCACCAGAUCACUUUCUUGGCUAGCCAUGGCUACCAUGUAGUUGCUCCUGAUUUAAGAGGCUAUGGAGACUCGGAUUCCCCUCUUAGCCCCAGCUCUUACACUGUUAUGCACCUUGUUGGGGACAUCAUUGGCCUGCUUGACCAUUUUGGGGAACAACAGGCUUUUGUUGUGGGACAUGACUGGGGAGCUGUUAUUGGUUGGCAUUUAUGCCUGUUUAGGCCUGAGAGAGUCAAAGGAUUGAUCAAUUUAUCUGUUCCAUACUUUGGUAGAAACCCGGAAGCCAAAUAUGGUGAAUCCUUAAUUAGAACAUUUGGAGAUGGGUUUUAUAUCUCCCAAUUCCAGGAACCGGGAAGAACAGAGAGGGCAUUUGCCAGGUACGAUUAUUUGACAGUGAUGAAGAAGUUCUUGCUAAUGACACAGACUGAUAAUCUGAUAGCUCCUCCUGGCAUGGAGAUUAUCGAUUAUCUUGAGACACCGUCAUGGUUACCACCAUGGAUUACUGAAGAGGAGCUCCAGGUUUACGCGGACAAGUUUCAAGAAUCUGGUUUCACUGGUGCUUUUAAUUACUACCGUGCUAUGGACUUGAAUUGGGAGCUCACUGCACCAUGGCAAGGAUCAGAAAUUACGGUUCCAGUCAAAUUCCUAGUGGGUGACAAUGACCUGGGUUUUGAAGCCAGCGGUAUAAGAGAAUACGUAGAGGGAAACGUGUUCAGGAGCCUUGUUCCCAACCUCGAAGUCGUUAUUCUAAAUGGUCAUCAUUUUCUCCAACAAGAAAAACACCAAGAAGUUUCGGAGGAAAUUCUAUCCUUUCUUCACAAAUUUCCUGCAGAGUAGCAGACUUCUCUGGUUUUGCAUUUUACUGGGAAAUUAGGCUUAUAUGACUAGUCUUGAUUUAUUGUUUUCCUCUGUAUACUCGUCUUGUAUGGUUCUAGAGUAGAAAGGUAUUUCCAAUUACCUUAAAUAAAUAAGCAAGUUAAUCUCAGUAUGAAACUUCACAGACAUUGAAUAAAGCUCUACCCCACUUUAAUAAAGCCUUUGAUUGUCCACGGGAAAUUUAACACCAAACAGCUGGAAAUGUCCUAGAUAAACAUUAAUUUUGUUAUUUUCUGAUCUAUUUGUUUGAUUGGUGAAC
This is a messenger RNA of Durio zibethinus, 1404 nucleotides long. RefSeq names its product epoxide hydrolase 2-like. Gene Ontology annotation, molecular function: catalytic activity. Lineage: Eukaryota; Viridiplantae; Streptophyta; Magnoliopsida; Malvales; Malvaceae. The record is from RefSeq and is a predicted model, not a curated record.